Nelumbo nucifera (sacred lotus) is the source of this 760-nucleotide messenger RNA. Its product is annotated as large ribosomal subunit protein eL33w-like. Gene Ontology annotation, biological process: translation. Gene Ontology annotation, molecular function: structural constituent of ribosome. The record is from RefSeq and is a predicted model, not a curated record. Lineage: Eukaryota; Viridiplantae; Streptophyta; Magnoliopsida; Proteales; Nelumbonaceae. Gene Ontology annotation, cellular component: ribosome.
UGUCUUCCAAUAGCAGUCUCCGAGUGCCGCGAGAGAGAGAGAGAGAGAGAGAGAGAGAGAGAGAGAGAGAGCUGUAACGAAAAUGGUGAAGAGUCGCCAGGGAGAGCGAGUCAGAUUAUACGUCAGAGGGACGAUUCUCGGCUACAAGAGGUCGAAGUCCAACCAGUACCCGAACACGUCGUUGAUACAGAUCGAAGGCGUGAACACCAAGGAGGAGGUCGCAUGGUACUGCGGCAAGCGAAUGGCUUACAUCUACAAAGCGAAGGUGAAGAAGAACGGAUCCCACUACAGGUGCAUCUGGGGAAAGGUGGCCAGGCCUCAUGGGAACAGCGGUGUGGUUCGUGCCAAGUUCAAGUCCAACUUGCCCCCCAGAUCCAUGGGAGCGAGGGUUAGGGUCUUCAUGUAUCCGAGUAAUAUAUGAGGUUGAGCAGAUACCAGGUUGAGGAGUAUUAGGAAAAUAGAAGGAUUGGGUUCAAAUAGCUUCCCAUGCUGAUAAGAGUUUUUCUUUUCCCUGUUUAUUCCAAUAUUUCACAGCUAGAAUGACUAGUUAUUGUUUGAUACCGUUUCUUUUUUGAAAGGGAGAAUGGUGCAUUGAGAAUGUAUGCAAGUUUCUAGUUAUAAGCCUCUGUGGGAGCUUAGAUAUUUUUUUCUUGGUUAGUUGCAUUCCUGAUUUUCUUUAUUACAUUGAAUUAUACAGAGUGAGUAACCUUACUUCAAUUUAAUGUGGACUUGUUACCUUGAAGUAAUUUUCUUUUAUUUA